UUUCAAAGAUGGAGUUCAGCUCUGUUUACGCGCUGUCAGCGGGCUUUCUGGCCGCUGCUGGCUCUCUGUCUGCGAAGCUAACCCUCGGCGCAGACUACCUGAGGGAGAUGUGUGAGUCCGGCCUGAGCGGCUGGACUCAGAGUCCCGGCGGAGCCACACGGUGUGACUGGCUCCAUGUUCCCCUUCGGCUGUUGUGUGGAGUCCUGCUACUCAGUUGUAACACUUUAAUGUGGACAAUGUUCUCCAAGGCUCUCCGUCACGGCUCUUCUUCAGCAGGGGUCACUGUCACCACCACCGCCUCCAACUUCAUCUCCUCUGCUGUCAUUGGGAGGCUCAUCUUUGGUGAGACUCACAGCACCCUCUGGUGGAUGGGCAUCUCUCUCACUCUCUGUGGACUGCUGGUGAUGCACAGUGCGACUCCUCAAACGUCCCCACAAGAGGCCGAGAAAAAGGACAAGUGAUGGAUCAGGGAGAGACAUUUGUCGAACUUCUCACUGCACUUUAAAUUGCACAUAUUGUUGGACAAAGCGAGACAAGCCAGGAAGCAUUCAACACUUAGAAUUGGUUUUCAGUGGUUUUUAGAAGACUUGUUUUCCAAGAGGCUGACUGGUACCAGUGACUGCAGUGGGCCCCAAAAGCAGGCCUGUCAUGUUUUAUCUCUUGUUUGGACUGAGCUGUACGGUAGGAAUGGUAAGGAAUGUCUCUAGUCUCUAGCAUGAGACAUGCUAGUGUAUGUCUCAUGCACUAGUAUGAGACAAGCAAUGAUGUCCUUCUGUCUCCCAAUCAAUGAACUGUGUUGUAUGAUGCUAGUUAGCUCCGUACAGUUGUCUGAAGACCCACAGACCUAGAACUGAAGGCUCUAGGUCUAUAGGACCUUCUGUUUCCAUUGUCUGUUACAGUGGAAACAGACAAAAUGUCGUACAGAACCGUUCCGACCAGUGUUCUACAGCUCAGUGGAAAUACGGUUUUAGAACUUGAGCUGGGUGACUGAUAAGUUACCAAUCAGAAACUUGUAAAAGCCCUUUAAAUCCUGAUCAGUAAAAUUAGAUUAUAUUUCCUGUUGACUUGGACUUGUCAGGUUGUGGCUGAUGCCUCUAAUCAGUGAAUACUUGUAAUUAUUAAAUCGUUUAGAAUAAAAAUAAAUUCAUACUUUGGUUGUAUUA
Molecule: messenger RNA, 1163 nt
Organism: Xiphophorus maculatus (southern platyfish)
Lineage: Eukaryota; Metazoa; Chordata; Actinopteri; Cyprinodontiformes; Poeciliidae
Product: transmembrane protein 42-like
Exons: 3
Coding region: 9-461 (150 amino acids)
Source: RefSeq, a predicted model, not a curated record